Aphidius gifuensis is the source of this 3238-nucleotide messenger RNA. RefSeq names its product protein PFC0760c-like. The coding region runs from base 466 to 3024 and encodes 852 amino acids. The record is from RefSeq and is a predicted model, not a curated record. The transcript is spliced from 3 exons. NCBI's taxonomy places the organism in Eukaryota, Metazoa, Arthropoda, Insecta, Hymenoptera, Braconidae.
UUGCAUUGAACAUCACCAUUUUUUUUUUAACAAAUGCAUAUAAAAAAAUGCUGUCCACGUGUGCAUUUUUUACUUGUACAUGAAAAUAUUUAGCAAUUAUAUCCAGGUGUUGGAAAAAGCACACACACAAAAUAUAUAUAUUUUCUUUUUUGUUUACACGUGUCAAAUUUGUUUUGGUUUCGUAUUUGUGGUUGUGAAAAAUAAAUAAAAUAAAUAAAUAUAAACAAUAUUGUGAUUAAAUUAUUGUUAACAAUUGAAUAAACUAUAGUAAAAAAAAAAAAAAAAUAAAUAAAUGCCUUCAGGAGCUUUGAGUUCAGCGCCAUCAUCAUCAGUCCAACAAAAUUGUCAACAACAACUAUUGUUUUUUACUCUUUUAUAACAAUUACUCCAAAUUGUCAGUAUAGUAAACUUAUAAGACAUAAUUAUUAGAAUUUUUAUUUUGUUUUGAACAAGGAAUUAAUAACAAUGGUUAAAUUACGUGAAGGUGUUCGUAAAAAUGACGAAUUUAGAAUAAUAAAACAACAAAAUAGCAAAUUAUCAGUCAGAGAAAAAUCACGUAAAUGGGUUUAUGAUAAUUUUUUAUUACAUAAAAAUAAUAAUAAUAAUGAAAAAGUAACUGAAUCAAUGAUUGUAAACUGGGCAGUUGAAGCUAAAAAAAUUUUUAUGUCACCAUCAUCACCAAUGUACAGUUGUCCACCAUCAAAAGAUUGGGUUUCGAAUUUUAAAGCUCACUACAAUAUUACUGGUAAACCAAAAGAUUUACAAAUUAAUCAAACUGAUAAACAAAUAAAACACUCAAAAAGACUUGAUAAAAAAAUAAAUGAGGUUAAAAACAUCCAAGAUGUUGAUGUUGAUAAAAAAGAUGUAUCAAAUUUAUGGAUUGAUAAAUUAAAUAAAAAAGAUCAACAACAAUUUUUAAAAGAAAAAAAAAAAGUUGAAGAUUCAGUAUAUAAUAAAUAUAUUGAAUAUAAAAAAACAAAUAAUAAUAUUAAUAUUAAUUUAAUAAUGUUAUGGGCAAUUGAGGCUAAAAAUAGAUUAUUGUCAAAAAAAUUUUUAUACUCUGAUGAGCCAGUAUCAUCAGCAUGGGUUAAAAAAUUCAUGGAUAAUUAUGAUAUCACUGAUGAAUCAUUAAAUUUAAAUACUUCAAAUAACAAUAAUAACACUAAUAAUAAUGUGGUAAUAAAUAAUUUAAAUAAACAAAAUGAUGGAGUUAAAAAAAAUAUAAGAAAUACAACUGAAGAAGAGCUAUCAAGUUUGACCAUUAAAAAAUAUAUUCCAUAUGAAUUUAAAAAAUUAGUUGUUGAUGCAAGACGUAAAAAUCCAAAUUGGUCAAUUGAGACAAUAAGAAAAAUAACAAAUUGCAAAUUUAUUAUUGAUUUUAAACAAAUUGACAAAUGGGAAAGUCAAGUGUCAAAUAAAUAUAAACCACAUUUUAAAAAAAGACAAAUACAUUUGGCUGUUUAUAAAAAAUGUAUUGAACAUAAAAAUAAAAAUAUACCAAUUAAUUUAUCAAUGCUUGUUGAAUGGGCUAGAGAUGCUAAAAAAAGUAUAUUAUCUAAAUCAUCACCACAAUAUGGAACUCCAAUAUCAAAAAGUUGGGUAUUUAGAUUUAGAAAAAGUUUUGGAAUAACUGGUUCACCAAAUGAUCUUCAAAUACCCAGUGAAAAAGAUUAUAUCAAAAAAUUUAAUGAUAUUCUUAGUAGUGAUGGUAAUAGUAAAGAUGAUGAUGAUGAAGAUGAUGAAGAUGAUGAUGCUGAUGAUGAUGAUGAUGAAGAAGGGGAAGACAUGGUAGAAGAAACUGAUGAUAAAAAUGCUAAUGAAAUGAAUACUAUUUUUAAAUCAUCAAAUGAAAAACCAAUAUUAUCCGGAAGAAAAAAAAUUCAUCAAUGGGUAUUUAAUAAAUGUCUUGAAUAUAAAAAAAAAAGUUAUAAAAUUAAUUUGUCUUUGUUAAAAAAAUGGGCAACAGAAGGUAAAAAAAUGUAUUUAGAAAAAAAUUCAUUGUAUUAUGAUACACCAGUAUCAGAUCAUUGGAUUAAAAAUUUUAAAAAGAAAUAUAAUAUAACUGGUAAAGCAUCAGAUUAUAGAAUAUCAGGUAUUCCAAAUGAUUCGUAUAAAUAUUAUAAUGAAGAUGAUGAUGAUGAACAAGAAGAAGAAGAAGCAGAAGGAGAUGAUGAUGAUGAUGAUGGAGAUGAAGAAAAACAAGCAGAAGAAGAAGAUGAAGAAAAACAAUCAGAAGAAGAAGAAAUGGAUGAUGAUGAUGAUGAUGAACAUGAAAAUUUAAAUGACAACAGCAACAGCAAUGACGAUGAUGAUGAUGAUGAAAAAGAAACACAAAUGAAUCAGUGGAUUUAUCAUAAUUGUCUUGUUCAUACAAAUAAUAAUUUAAAAUUGACAACUGAUAUAAUAUUAAAAUGGGCAAAUGAAGCAAAUAAAAAAUUCAAUAAUAAUGAAAAUAUAUUACUUGAUAAAUCAUCAUUAUGGCUUGAACAAUUUAUGAACUUUUAUGACAUCAAUGGAGAACCAUCGGAUCUUAAAAUAUUAAAUUAUCAAAAUAAUGAUAAUUCAUUUGAUGAGGAUGAUGAUGUUGAUGAUAUUGAUGAUAUUGAUGACUUUAUUGAAGCUGAUAAAAGUGAUAUUACUGCUAAUGACGUUAAUAUGGCUACUGAGGAAGUUGGCAUGGUUUCUGAGGAAGUUGGCAUGGUUGGUAAUGAACCUGUUAUGAUUGCUGAUGAAAUUGACAUGGUUACUGAGGAAGUUAUUGACAGUAGCAUUGAUGCUGAUGAAAUCAAUCAAGUUGAUGAUAAUUAUGAAAUGAAUCAAAUUGAUGAAUAUGAAAUUGAUCAAGUUGAUGAAUUACAAAAUAGUUUAUUACAUAAUACUGUUAAUAAUAAUGAGCCAGUUAAUAAUGAACCUGAAAAAAUUAUGGAACAACAAAAUGAUGGACCUGAAAUAAAUAUUGUUAUAUCUUGUGUUCGUUCAAUUUCAACUGGUGUUGUUUUUUAUCCAGGUUUAACAGUUAAAUAAUAAAACAAGGAAAUUUAAAAUUAAAAAAAUAAUUAAUCUCUUGAUUUUGUUCAAAACAAAUCAAUUUUUUUUUCUUCUUUUUAUCAAGUUACGAAUUAUAAAUACAUAAAACUAUAUAAUCAUGAUGAAAUUAUUAAAAGUAUUAUAAUAUAAAACUUGAUGGUUUGCUUAAAAAAAAAAAAAUUAUUGUCAAUAAAAUAAUAUAUUUCUUGAA